This is a messenger RNA of Pyricularia oryzae 70-15, 1455 nucleotides long. RefSeq lists its product as uncharacterized. The record is from RefSeq and is a predicted model, not a curated record. Lineage: Eukaryota; Fungi; Ascomycota; Sordariomycetes; Magnaporthales; Pyriculariaceae. The transcript has 2 exons. Gene Ontology annotation, molecular function: protein dimerization activity. Bases 1 to 1455 code for a protein of 484 amino acids.
AUGCCGCGAGCAGCGCACCCUUUGACGCCCGCGUCGUCAACUGACCUCAAAGGUCAAGAUGGAGUCAAGCAGCUAGCCUCACUGCAGAUGGCAUUUGAGCUCCCACCCCCGGCUAUCACCAACGGCAAGCCUCCAGCAAUGGCGGGUGCCUUCCAGACCAAUGCCACAUCCUCUCCACCCGCACCUUCACCUGAGUCUCUAUCAAGUCCGAAACAGAGCCCUAGGAAAACUCCCUACCCUUUGCAAGCCAGCGAGACGGUCAAGUCCAGACGCAGAUCUUCGGUUGUCCAGGCCCAGGCCGCUGCGACGGCCGUGGGCGCUGGAGGCAAGAAGGAUACUUUCGCACUCCCACCACCACCUACCAGGUCACGCAAGAUCAUUCAGAUGAAGCCAAAGGCGACUGGAGGAUCGAAGACUGAGGACAACGACCAACCGGAGGCGGCAUCCAAGGCCAAAACUGGCAUUUCAAAAUCAGCAGCCGACUCUGAUAACACGGAAAUAUCAGCCCCGCCAGCGGCUACCGGCGCCCCGGUGGCGACCAAGAAAAAGACUCCUUCAGCAACCAGUGCCGCAGGUCGAAAAAUAGCGAGAAAGACUGCACACAGUCUCAUCGAGCGGAGGAGACGGUCCAAGAUGAAUGAAGAGUUUGCCACGCUGAAGAACAUGAUCCCGGCAUGCACGGGUGAGAUGCAUAAGCUGGCAAUUCUGCAGGCUUCUAUCGAUUAUAUUCGUUAUCUUGAAGACUGCGUCUCCAAGCUCCAGGCCCAGAGGGAAGACCAGUCUACCCCUAUGGAGCUCGCACCACCUCCGACAGCCACUGCGUCGUAUGAUGACUUUGAAAUGGAUGAGGAGGAUGAGCAGCACCAUACGCCAACAGGAGCACGCACUCCAUAUGAGACAGUUCUGACGCUUACAGGUUCGACAUACAGUUCACCAGAUGUUGAGAUGGGCGGCGGUUCAGAGGUGGUUUUAUCGCCAACCUUUGGCGGACAGCAACCACACGCACAACACUAUCGGUAUCAUAAUUCCGGGCCAAUACAUUCUGCAUCAAUCUCGCCCGCACUCAUGGCACAGGACUCGCAUCGGCGGGACAGCACAUACUCGUCAGCAUCAACAAUAGCCGCCGCGGCGCUGACAACGGCAGGGAAUCACGGUCACGGUGGACGGCAUUACAGCUUUGCGUCAGCCACGUCGGCAACACCAUCACCAGCAUUUGGACCACAGGCAUAUCCCACGAGCGGAUACUACUCUACGUCAAGACCGGGAUCGACGCUGACCAGCCCGGCGCUGGGGCCUUUGAGGGAUGAGCAGGAGGCCAGUGCGGCCGUGUUACUGAUGCUCAACAGCGAUCGUCGUGGCAGUACCGCAGCCAGCACGGGCUCAUCGCCGGGCUCUCAAGUACCCCCGCCGGCGGGGGUGAGGGGAAUGAGUGUGAGGGAUCUGCUUAGCAGCUGA